Molecule: messenger RNA, 1469 nt
Organism: Somion occarium
Lineage: Eukaryota; Fungi; Basidiomycota; Agaricomycetes; Polyporales; Cerrenaceae
Source: the annotation of a GenBank genome assembly
GAGCUCAUCCCAUCGCUGAGAGUUGGUUCUGUAUACGCGGAAAACCUUAUUGGCGUAACGGCUACGCCAUGGAUCUGCUCCGUAGGACACCACGGCUCUCCUGUGGCGGGCAACGCUAGUUCUCCUUAUAAGCCGUCAUGUUCUCCAAACGUUCCUCCCUUCUUCCCGCCCACUCGAAAGUCCUGUGUUCGACUCUCAAUAAUAAAUCUAUAACUCUGUCCUUCAGAUCUCUAUACAGGUCCAUCAGUAUGCAGAAAACCAUCGAACAAAUUACUGGAAAGGCCGCAAAUGGAUUCCACCAGUCCGACGUGCCCAAUCUUCGAGGAAAGACUGCUGUGGUGACCGGCGGGACGAAUGGUAUUGGAUAUGAAGUAGCUCGCGCACUCGCACUUUCUCAUGCUCGUGUUCUCCUCCUGUCUCGCAAGAGCGAGAACGGCGAGGAUGCUGUCUCUGGUAUCAAAUCAAGCAAUUUGGAGGAUAAGAAUAGUGGUGGUUUAGUCGAUGUUACUUUCAUUGCAUGCGACCUUGGUGAUCUUGACUCGGUCAAGAAGGCCGCCGAGAAAAUUUCGAAGGAAGAAAGACUGGAUAUCUUGGUUUGUGCUGCUGGCGUGGGUGUCAACAAAUUCGAUACCGCUGCCACCGGCAUAGACCGUCACUUCUCGGUCAACCAUCUCGGUCAUUUCUACUUGGUGAACCAACUCCUCCCCCUUGUACGCAAGACCUCCCGACUUCCGAACACGCCUGCCCCUCGAGUCGUCGUGGUAUCAUCCGAGUUGCAUCGCACGGCACCCUCCUCCAUCCAGUUUGAUUCCAUUGAAGAGCUGAAUGACGUCGAGUCUAAUUCCAUCAAAGGCAAUUUAGGCGAAGCCAAUUCCCUUUACGCUAGAACGAAGCUUGCGAACAUCCUUUUCGUCAAGGAACUCGUCAAACACGCUGGACUGGAUACCUCUGAGCCUUCCAUAUAUGCAUUGGCUACUCAUCCCGGAGCCGUACACACGGGUCAACAAGACCAAUUUAAAGAAGCCUACGGUGGCGUGUUUGGAAGUAUAAUGAAGACUGUCGUCGUGCCAUUCAUGCGCUCUCCCGACCAAGGUAGUCUCAGCACCCUUUGGGCUGCUGUGAGCGACGAUGUCGUCAACACUUCUCCUAAAGGAGACCAAGGGCUGCAGGGAGAUGAGAAGGCGAGUGGGUGGCAAGGACAUUAUAUUACCGAUCCGGGAGAGGAGGGGAAGGAGAGUGAGCAGGCACGCGAUGUAGCUCUUGCAAAGAGGUUGUGGACGUUGAGCGAGAGUAUCAUCAAGGACCAGGUUGGGGAGAAUGCGCUGAAUAGCUGGAAUGCGGGCGUCGCUGAGACCUAGUAACAACACGAUUUCAGUUUCCAAGGAUCCCUUACUGCCAUCUCGAGAACAGGCAGUUGUACUUUAUAUUGUUGUGAUUAGUUGUAUAAAGAAAGCUCUACAUAUCCGGCC